Molecule: messenger RNA, 1479 nt
Organism: Mercenaria mercenaria
Lineage: Eukaryota; Metazoa; Mollusca; Bivalvia; Venerida; Veneridae
Product: protein HEXIM1-like
Exons: 4
Coding region: 80-796 (238 amino acids)
Biological process (GO): negative regulation of transcription by RNA polymerase II; negative regulation of cyclin-dependent protein serine/threonine kinase activity
Cellular component (GO): nucleoplasm; cytoplasm; nucleus
Molecular function (GO): cyclin-dependent protein serine/threonine kinase inhibitor activity; 7SK snRNA binding
Source: RefSeq, a predicted model, not a curated record
AUAUAUAAACAAAAAAAAACGUGGUUGUUGCGACAUAACACGACACGUAUAGAAGGAGACAGGGCUAUUUCUAAGUGUAAUGUUUGUUAUGGAUACGAAAAAAAUUGUUACUGGACUUAAAAACACAGAAAUAUUGGAUACAAAAAUGGCAGAAACAUUGAAGAGAAAGAAAACUCGACGUGGAAAGAAAAAUCGAAUGCGGAAGUCACCAGGUAAUAACUAUGACGUUUUUAGUACGUUUCCUACUCAUAAUCCAUAUACUUAUCGAGGGCAGCGAAAUAGCAAAUUUAUUAGACCAUCAAGCCCCAAAGCGCCAAUGAAUUCUACGCAGUUCUUAAUAGAAGACAGGGGACAUGAUCAGAUAGAUUUUGAUUAUGUUCUACAGUAUAACCAGUCACCAGUUUUUCAUGGACUUUUACCAGAAAUACAAGACUAUACAAGCCUGUCAUUUUAUGAUGAUGAAAAUGAGAAAUCAAAAGACAGUGAUGGAGAGUUUGAAUAUAUGCCCAUUGACUUUGAAGAUACUGCUGAUUUCAUUGGACAGGAAUUUGAGAAAGAUUUGCAUUCACAUCACAUUAAAUGUUCUGACCCUGGCUUGGUUAGCUCAUGUACUAGAAGAGAACUUUCUAGAUUACCAAAAUACACAAUAAUACAAAGAAUGUUUGAACUUGAAGAAAAAAUGAACAGACUGGAAAGUGAUGCACAAGAAAGCAGACAGGAUGAUCUGAAGACGAAGAUUGGACAACUUAAGGAGGAAAACUCGACAUUAAAAAUCUAUAUCCUGGCUCAAGUCUGACUUCCCAGCCCUUACGGAAGUCUAACUUCUCAUGCCAGAAAGUAUAAUUUCCAGCCAUCUGCUGCCAACAGCUGAGCCGGGAGGUUGACUAAACUGUCAAUUCUUACGGGACACUCGGGAUAAAUGAGAAGAGAUGUCCAGUUUUAAAUGUUUAUUACCAUGGUGCUGUCACACAAAUCAAUGUUCACUGUCCCUGGAAGAAAUAAGAAGAAAAAAACAUUAGGGUUGAAGCUUUUGAAGCCUGGGACCGUACACUUCUUGGUGAUGCUUGAGCACUGAGGAUUUGUGAUGUCCGAGAUCGUAUGCUUCUUGGGGUGGUCUGUGCGCUAGAUACUACCUCUGAGUGUUGAAUGGACUCUUCCAAAACAUCAACAACAUCUUGCAAACUGUUCAAGGCCUCCUCUCCCACACCAACUAGAAGGAGUUUUCAGAAAAUUUAUUCUAAUUUGAAUAACUCUUGUUGGACAUGUAUGAAUACUAGUAUACAAAGCUGAACCAGGCUUCAAGUUUCUAAAAUAUAAUUUGGAAACCAGUCUAUUUGGCCUUUCUCAUUGGUCAGUUUUAAGAAUCUAAUUCUGUACAUAUGAGACUGGUUUCCAAACUCAGUUUUAUAACAUGGAAAAACUUGGGAUGAACCCAGCAUUAAAUUGUUGAUCAAUCAUAAAUAGAAGAUUGUCUUUUGA